Messenger RNA from Spirodela intermedia, 1449 nucleotides. Lineage: Eukaryota; Viridiplantae; Streptophyta; Magnoliopsida; Alismatales; Araceae. The record is from the annotation of a GenBank genome assembly.
AUGUCUCAGGAGACGGUUCCCCUGCUUACUCCCUACAAGAUGGGCGAAUUCGAGCUCACCCACAGGUCAGUCCGAGCGGACGACCCGCUGGAAAUAUCCCGAAUUACUCACACUCCGGCCAUCUCCAUCCGUGGUUUUUCAAUUGGAAAGCAUCAAUGCUCGAUCAAAUUAUUUAGUUUUCUUCUUCGGUAUCAGCUUAUUUCUGCUGUAAUCCUAUUCAGAGUGGUACUAGCUCCCCUGACGCGGAUGAGGUCGUACGGCAACGUGCCCCAGACGCAAGCGGUGCUGUACUACUCGCAGAGGGCCACGAAGGGUGGCCUCCUCGUUGCCGAAGCCACUGGAGUUUCAGACACCGCUCAGGGGUAUCCUAACAUGCCGGGGAUCUGGACCAAGGAGUAGGUGGAAGCAUGGAAGCCUAUUGUGCGCGCCGUCCACGACAAGGGAGCCGUCUUCUUCUGUCAGAUCUGGCAUGCGGGGAGGGUCUCCAAUUACUGUGAUCCUCCAGAAGCCUUCUUCUUUCUCCCGGUUUCAUCCUCACCCAAAAAGAGAGAUCAGUCCCUCACGCGUCUCUCUCUGUUAUUUGGAUACGUUUUCAGGUUUCCAGCCCACGGGGCAGGCUCCAAUCUCCAGCACAGACCGAGGAAUCCUCCUCGUGGUCCAGCACGAUGACUCCGUCUCUGAGUACUCCCCUCCACGCCGCCUGCGUACCGAUGAGCUCCCUACAUCGUCAAAGACUUCAGGCUCGCAGCAAGAAACGCCAUCGAGGCAGGUCGGCUCUUCCGUCCCCCUCCUCUUGUCUGCUCGGCUCCCUCCCUUUCCAUCGUUUUGUUUCUCAGUUGAAUGGAACCGUCUACAGGCUUCGAUGAGGUGGAGGUCCACGGGGCGCACGGCUACCUGCUGGAGCAGUUCAUGAAGGACGGCGUGAACGACAGGACGGACGAGUACGGCGGCAGCAUGGAGAACCGGUACCGCUUCCCACUGGAGGUGGUCCAGGCCGUCGUCGACGAGGUCGGAGCCGACCGAGUCGGCGUUCGCCUCUCCCCAUUCGCCCACUACGUGGAGAGCUGGGACUCCGACCCGGAGGCCCUCGGCCUGUACAUGGUGAAGGCCCUGUGCAAGCUGGGCCUGCUCUACUGCCACAUCGUGGAGUCGCGGAUGACCGUCGUCGAGGGCCGCCUGACGCUCCAACAGGGGUUCCUCCCUCUCAUGAAGGCCUUCCAGGGGACCUUCAUCGCCGCCGGCGGGUACGACCGCGAGGAAGGCAACAAAGCAGUGGCCUCCGGCUACACGGACAUGGUGGCAUUUGGGCGGCUCUUCAUCGCCAACCCCGACCUCCCCAGGCGCUUUCUCCUCGACGCCCCGCUCAACAAGUACAACCGGGAGACCCUCUACACCCCCGACUCCGUCGUCGGCUACAACGACUACCCCUUUCUUGACUCCACGGCCUGA